Messenger RNA from Sorex araneus (European shrew), 2688 nucleotides. RefSeq names its product catenin alpha 3 (gene CTNNA3). Gene Ontology annotation, cellular component: adherens junction; fascia adherens. Bases 1 to 2688 code for a protein of 895 amino acids. The transcript has 17 exons. Gene Ontology annotation, molecular function: cadherin binding; actin filament binding; beta-catenin binding. Gene Ontology annotation, biological process: cell migration; cell-cell adhesion. The record is from RefSeq and is a predicted model, not a curated record. NCBI's taxonomy places the organism in Eukaryota, Metazoa, Chordata, Mammalia, Eulipotyphla, Soricidae.
AUGUCAGCUGAAACACCAAUAAAGCUGAAUAUCAACCCUCAGGACCUGCAGGUCCAAACAUUCACCAUAGAGAAGUUAUUGGAGCCUCUCAUAAUCCAGGUCACAACACUUGUAAAUUGUCCCCAGAAUCCUUCGAAUAGGAAAAAAGGACGUUCAAAAAGAGCCAAAGUGCUUUUAGCUUCUGUGGAGGAAGCAACUUGGAAUUUAUUAGACAAGGGAGAGAAGAUUGCGCAGGAAGCCACAGUGUUAAAGCAAGAGCUUGCUGCUGCGCUUGGAGACGUCGGCAAAGAGAGUGAAGCUCUGAAAGUGUCAGCUGAGAGAUUUGCAGAUGACCCCUGUUAUCUCCCCAAAAGAGAAGCUGUGGUUCAAGUUGCCCGGGCCUUAUUGGCUGCAGUUACCAGACUCCUAAUCCUUGCAGACAUGAUCGAUGUGAUGUAUCUCUUGAAGCAUGUUUCAGCUUUUCAAAAGACAUUUGAAUCUCUUAAAAAUGUCUCCAACAAAUCUGACCUCCAGAAAACCUACCAAAAACUUGGAAAAGAAUUGGAAAAUCUGGAUUAUUUAGCCUUCAAACGUCAACAGGAUUUAAAAUCUGCAAAUCAGAGGGAUGAGAUUGCGGGAGCCAGGGCUUCUUUGAAGGAGAACUCUCCUCUCUUGCAUUCAAUUUGUUCAGCUUGUUUGGAACAUUCUGAUGUUGCUUCUCUCAAAGCUAGCAAGGAUACAGUUUGUGAAGAAAUUCAAAAUGCCCUCAAUGUGAUUUCAAGUGCUUCACAAGGCAUUCAGAGUACGCCGACCCAACAAGAACCACAGGCAGCAACCUUGGGAAGUGCCCUCGAUGAGCUUGAGAAUUUAAUUGUCUUGGAUCCACUCACAGUGACUGAGGAGCAAAUAAGACCAUCACUAGAGAAACGUCUUGAAGCCAUUAUCAGUGGGGCAGCACUGUUGGCUGACUCUUCAUGCACAAGGGAUUUCCACAGGGAGCGAAUCAUCACAGAAUGCAACGCUAUCCGCCAGGCUCUCCAGGACCUGCUAUCAGAGUACAUGAAUAAUACUGGAAAGAAGGAAAGGAGUAACACCCUAAAUAUUGCAAUAGACAAUAUGUGCAAGAAGACCAGAGACCUUCGUAGACAGCUUCGUAAAGCUAUUAUAGAUCAUGUGUCAGACUCCUUUUUGGAUACAACGGUUCCACUUUUGGUUCUCAUUGAAGCUGCUAAGAAUGGUCGGGAAAAGGAAAUAAAAGAAUAUGCUGCAAUAUUUCGUGAGCAUACAAGUAGGCUUGUAGAGGUGGCAAAUCUUGCUUGUUCCAUGUCAACAAAUGAAGACGGGAUUAAAAUUAUCCAAACUGCAGCCAAUCAUCUGGAAACCUUAUGUCCACAGAUUAUUAAUGCUGCACUUGCUUUGGCUUCAAGACCCAAAAGUCAAGUGGUCAGAAAAAACAUGGAGAUGUAUAAGCACACAUGGGAGAAUCACAUCCAUGUCCUCACUGAAGCUGUAGAUGACAUCACAAGUAUCGAUGACUUCCUGGCAGUAUCUGAGAGCCAUAUCCUAGAAGAUGUUAACAAAUGUAUAAUAGCCUUGAGAGAUCAGGAUGCUGAUAAUUUAGACCGUGCUGCUGGAGCUAUCAGAGGACGGGCUGCAAGAGUAGCUCACAUUGUCACCGGUGAAAUGGACAGUUACGAGCCAGGGGCUUAUACAGAAGGUGUGAUGAGGAAUGUGAACUUUCUCACAAGUAUUGUAAUUCCUGAGUUUGUAAAACAAGUGAACAUUGCCUUGGAAGCCUUAAGCAAAAAUUCUUUGGAUGUGUUUGAUGAUAAUCAAUUUGUGGACAUCUCAAAAAAGAUCUAUGACACAAUUCAUGAUAUCAGAUGUUCAGUCAUGAUGAUCCGGACCCCAGAGGAACUGGAGGAGGUUUCCGACCUGGAAGAGGAGCAUGAGGUCCGCAGUCAUACCAGCAUUCAAACUGAAGGGAAAACUGACCGGGCUAAGAUGACUCAACUGCCUGAGGCAGAAAAGGAAAAGAUUGCUGAGCAAGUUGCUGAUUUCAAGAAAGUAAAGAGCAAACUGGAUGCUGAGAUUGAGAUCUGGGAUGAUACAAGCAAUGAUAUCAUUGUGCUGGCCAAGAAGAUGUGUAUGAUCAUGAUGGAGAUGACAGACUUUACCAGGGGCAAAGGUCCACUAAAGCACACAACCGAUGUCAUUUAUGCAGCUAAAAUGAUAUCAGAAUCAGGAUCAAGGAUGGAUAUCCUUGCUCGGCAGAUUGCCAACCAGUGUCCAGAUCCAUCAUGCAAACAAGACUUGUUGGCCUACCUGGAACAGAUUAAGUUCUACUCUCACCAGCUGAAAAUCUGCAGUCAAGUCAAAGCUGAGAUCCAGAACCUGGGGGGAGAACUCAUCAUGUCAGCUUUGGACAGUGUCACCUCCUUGAUCCAAGCAGCCAAAAAUUUAAUGAAUGCUGUAGUGCAAACAGUGAAAAUGUCCUAUAUAGCCUCAACCAAGAUCAUCCGAAUUCAGAGUCCUGCUGGGCCCCGACACCCAGUUGUGAUGUGGAGAAUGAAGGCUCCGGCAAAAAAACCCUUGAUUAAAAGAGAAAAACCAGAGGAAACCUGUGCAGCUGUUAGACGAGGCUCAGCAAAGAAAAAAAUUCAUCCAGUACAAGUCAUGAGUGAAUUUAGAGGAAGACACGUCUACUGA